AUGAGCAAGGCUCCCGAUGCCUGGGAGGACGAGUGGUCCUCCACCGCCGAUAAACUGCCAACUCCCCCCGCGGAAACGGAGGCCAAAAGAGUCUCGUCGAAAGUGACAAAAGCCCAGCGAAGGGCUCAACAGGCCGAGUUCAACCGGCAGCUGUGGGCCGAAGCUGAAGGGCCUAGAGAAACCAACUACUUUUUGGAGUCGCGCAAUAUCGUCCCCCUACGAUCCGAGUUCAAACCACCGCCGAUCCUCCUCUCGAGAAAAGGGCCCAUAAUUCAAUCGCAAUCUCCUCGACCGCCCACUGCCGGUCUCCACGACCUAAGCCUGAAUAGCUUCAAGAAUGACUCUGCUGGACGUGAGUCCUCCGAGGACGAAGAGGAGGUCAAGGCCCGCGAACUGACCCUCGCCGAACGACAAGCCCGCGCCGCCAGGGACCGCGAGGAGAAGCAGCGCAAAUACGAGGAACGCAGACAAGAACUGUUCGGGACCUCGAGUGCCAGUACCACACUAUCCUCUCACCAACAAGGAGGCUAUAACAAGUCGGGAACCUCCAGUCCAGGGAGCUCGACCCCGCCCGGCUCAAGAUCUGCGACACCAAAUCGCAGUCGGGGCGGCAGAGGAGGGCGCCGCGGAGCGGGAGGAGUGGGAGGCGUGGCGGGUAACCACAACAUGAACUCUCGAAACCAAUCAAGAGGAGGGUCCCAACAUCGAGAAUUAUAUGAUCCUUCAUACGCUUCGAGGCCUGACUCGACAUAUCCUCAGCAGCGACGAGAGUGGGAGAACGGGGUGGGAUCGCUCCACAACUCUACCGGAUUACCUGCUCUGCAGCACGUCCAGGAACCGAUCCGGGCACCGAGAGGGCCCGAUGGCAGUGGCCGGGGCGGAUUUGGUUUUGCCAUCAGGGUGCCAGCAAACAUAGCUGGGCAAGCCGAGACGGCCACGACAGCGCCAGGUUACCAAUCUUUAGCAAGAAGGGACGUCACUGCUCCCAGCUCUGACUAUGAUGCGACGCGGACGACCUCUUGA
Messenger RNA from Fonsecaea nubica, 1023 nucleotides. RefSeq lists its product as hypothetical. Lineage: Eukaryota; Fungi; Ascomycota; Eurotiomycetes; Chaetothyriales; Herpotrichiellaceae. The transcript has 3 exons. The record is from RefSeq and is a predicted model, not a curated record. The coding region runs from base 1 to 1023 and encodes 340 amino acids.